AUGUCGCGCGCUUCAUCUCCCGCCCGAUCGGCAGGCGCGCAGGAGCUACCAGAAGAUGACAACAUUGAUAUAGAGCAAUUAAUCGCACUGAUGCACAAGAGACCUGCUCUAUGGGACAAAUUUGACCCAAAGUACCACGACAGAAUAUUGAAAGCGAGAUUGUGGGAGGAAAUAUAUCAACAGAUAUAUUUUACUUGGGAACAAUAUAGUGUUGGUGAAAGAAAGCAAAAAGGUAAGUAA
Messenger RNA from Parnassius apollo (apollo), 240 nucleotides. NCBI's taxonomy places the organism in Eukaryota, Metazoa, Arthropoda, Insecta, Lepidoptera, Papilionidae. The record is from the annotation of a GenBank genome assembly.